Molecule: messenger RNA, 4370 nt
Organism: Paramisgurnus dabryanus
Lineage: Eukaryota; Metazoa; Chordata; Actinopteri; Cypriniformes; Cobitidae
Gene: osbpl7
Product: oxysterol binding protein-like 7
Cellular component (GO): plasma membrane; cytosol; perinuclear endoplasmic reticulum
Molecular function (GO): cholesterol binding
Source: RefSeq, a predicted model, not a curated record
UCUUCAUAAUAUUCACUGUUGGUAUACACAUACAGACUUCAUACUUGUAUUUUGAAGUAAAGUGGAGGAACUGGUUGUUGUUGUCGAGUAUUGUGACGCACAGAUGUCUCAAUGGCAGAGGGUGAAACUCAGACACUUGGAGAAGAUGAAACGCAUUAUACACCAUUCACAAGAAGUCGCAGACAUACUGUGCUCUAAUAAACAAUGAGAACAAGCCUCUAGCCGAGCUUUUCAAAACAUAGAGCUCAAUUAAUAAGUGCACAAUAGGAGAUUGUGAAGAUGGAUUCCCAUGGAUAUUCAGCGGACCACAACCAACCACAGAUGAGCGGUGUGGAGAAAACUCCUGGCGGUUGGUAUAAGCCGACUCACUCCAGAAGCAGCAGCACGGGAUCAUCACGUCACUCGCGUCUGAACAUAAAACAUUGGGAAGUAAUGGACGACUUUCCGGCAGAUAUGAAUCUCAUCGCAGAGAGCCAAAAGGAUUCAAAUCCUCCAGGAAUAUGUGAAGGCUAUCUGAUGAAGAGGAGAAAGUGGCCUCUGAAAGGUUGGCAUAAGAGAUACUUUGUCUUGGAUAAAGGGAUCCUACGAUAUUCAAAAACCCAACAUGAUUUUUCCAAAGGAAAGAUGCAUGGUUCACUGGAUGUCAGUCUGGCUGUAAUGUCGGUAAACAAGAAAGCAGGACGUAUAGAUCUGGAUGCUGGAGACAAUCUUUAUCACAUGAAAGCCAAAAGUCAGGAAUUAUAUCAUAUAUGGGUCACCAAGCUAAGUGCCCACAGGAUGUAUAAGAAAAAUGAGGCCGCGCAUGUUCACAAUGGCUACCUACAGGCCCUGACCCAAAGCCAUUUAUCCCAAAAAACUAGUGCCAUGAGCACGUCUUCAUCUUACUUGGGUGAAACUCAAAAAGCAAAUCUGCCAAAUGUCAAUCCUGCGGUUAAUGGAAAGGUGGCAGCCUGGCUACAGACCCAAGAGCCUGACAUCUGCAGCCAAGAGCUUAACCGCUGUCAGCUGGAAAUGAAUGAGCUUCAUCGGCUGGUUCAGAAGCUGCUCGCUUAUGAGUCUGUCAAAACAGUCAAUAACGGAGACCUGCAAAGGAUUAUAAGCAUGCAGAAUCUAUCUCUUGACAAAACCAAGAAAAAGCCUGGCAAGAUCUGGGGUCACUCUCGCACACUGUCUCGAUUUGAAGCUCUUGGAACGUUAUCGUCAAGCCACCUAAACAGCUCUUCCCACCUGGGAGCCUCAGUGCCGUCUAUCCCAGAUUACGUCAGCACCCAGCUGACCCCAAAAAACUCACCAGAUGUCAAGAAGCUCCAUCAGGACAUCUGCUCUAUGUCCUUGAAAGUUCAUGGGUCUCUGUGUUCUGCACAUGAGUCUCUCGCUCAAGAGCGCCUGCGGCUGCAGGAUGCCUGGUCCAGCAGAGAGCUCCACCAGACCACAUCUGCCCAGAUUAACAACCUCUGUAGCCUGGCUGAGUUAGAUGUUAAAGCCCGCCACACCAAAAUCCACAAAUUGUCCGUGUCCUCCGAAUCCUCUGAAGACUCCUACCGCACUGUGCUACAAAGGAAGUUCGGUUCAGGCCGCAGUUCUUUACAUGCACCUUCAGUGGCUGACUCCACAGCGGAGUAUUUCGAUGCAUGUGAUGAGCUUGUGGACGCAACCUCUUCGGAAAUGUCAGACGAAUCGGGUCUGAGUGAUGGGUCCAGUAAUUCAGAGCCCGAUGAGGCUCAGGCAAUAGCUUCACGGAAGUAUCGUGCAAGUCUCUCGAGGGCGCCACAUAAACUGAAUAUUGUUAAGGGCACCGGACAUCGCACUACGCUGCCUGCCGUUUGCCCUGAUAACAGUCACGUUGGCUUAAUGACCAUCCUGUACAACAACAUUGGGAAGGACCUGUCCCGCGUCUCUAUGCCAGCAGCUCUGAAUGAACCUGUGUGCCUACUGCAGAGACUUUGUGAGGAACUGGAAUACUCAGAGCUUCUGGACACAGCCAACCAUACUGAUGAUCCCUAUCACAGGAUGGUUUAUAUUGCUGCUUUUGCCAUAUCUGGCUACGCAUCAGCCCAAUACCGCAAUCGCUACAAACCCUUUAAUCCCGUCCUUGGAGAGACAUUUGAGUGUAUUAGAGAGGACAGAGGUUUCCGCUACAUUAGUGAACAGGUUUCACAUCAUCCACCUAUAUCUGCUUGUCACGCAGAAUCGAGCAAUUUCAACUUCUGGCAGGACCAGAGAUGGAAGAACAAGUUUUGGGGCAAGUCUUUGGAGAUCAUGCCAACUGGGAUGGUGAAUGUGACUCUAAAAAAGUAUGGGGAUCAUUAUGAAUGGAACAAAGUGGUGACUUGCAUCCAUAAUGUCCUUAGUCAGCAGCGAUACCUUGAGCACUAUGGCGAGGUCAUCAUCCGCAACCUGAAUAGUUCAGUGUGCACCUGUAAGAUCACAUUUGUCAAGUCUCGCUAUUGGGGUUCAGAUGGGUCCAAAAACCAAGUCCAGGGUGAAGUUCUUAAUGAGACUGGUAAUGUUGUCCAUCGAUUUGGUGGAUUUUGGCAUGAAGGAAUCUUCUGUGACACCCUGCCCAACCCACAGUGUAUCUGGAAGCCAAAUCCACAGCCUAAGGACUACCUCCUUUACUAUGGCUUCUCUAGCUUUGCUAUGGAGAUGAAUGAGCUGACCCCUGAGCUAAAGCCCCUGCUGCCCCCUACAGAUACACGUUUGCGCCCUGACCAAAGGUUACUUGAAGAAGGGAAAGUAGAUGAAACAGAUAAAAAGAAGGAUGAGUUGGAAGAGAAGCAAAGAGAAAGGAGGAAAAUUCUGGCCAAAAAAGGAGAGGACCACAUUCCUCGCUUCUUCAGGAAAACCUUGGAUGAUGCUGGAAGGGAAGUAUGGCUAUACAAUGGAACGUAUUGGACGACCAGGAAGAAUCCAGGAUUUUCCCGCGUAAAGAACCUGGAAUUGUGGUGAAGGUAGAUUACUGCAUACCGUGGACAUCCAUGCUUGCACAUGAUUAAAGAAAACCCAUUGACAGCACAGAUGAAUUGCCCAGGAAUUUUCAUACAAAACUGAUUCCACCAAGCAAGGAUGGUGCUUUUGCCGACAGCAACAGGAUGAAUGCAUUUUAAGACUUUUUAUGAUUUUGUGUCUCAUGGUUGAGGACACAAACACUUUGACCUUGUCUUCCGUUUUGGAUAUAAGCCAGGACAACAAACUAUAAGAUGAAUGACAGAUGUAUGUGGAUAUCUUUAGUUUUAACCAACUGUUGUGUAGGUCAUUUCUAUGGACCACACUAAAUUGCUUUUCCAUUCAGAUAAUGAGUUGUGUGACACUGGAUAAAAUCCUCGGGAAUUUUCACAAUGGAGUCUGGAUUCAGAAAAUGGAUAUUAAUUAUUUAUUCAGAGGUGUUUUUAACUCAUUUUUAAAACAUGAUUUAGGUUUGGUUAACUUUCUAAAGGACUAUUAUUUCUUCUGUUAGAGACAUGGCUCAACCUGAGCAGGAUUUAGUUGUAAAUGGAUUAAUUCUAAUUUGAGUCCUCAAUGACUUACACUGAAGGAGAGGUGAAAUGUGUCCUUUGCUCUGGUUGCACAUCUAUUUUGUUUCAUACAGCAAGUGACAUGUUUACUUUUUUUAGGCUGCCACAUUGUUUAUCGGCAUUAAAUUAUUUAGUUAACAGUGUCAAUUUCAAACAACGCUUCUGUACUCUUGGCCAAAACUUUACAAAACUCCUAGUGCACAAACAUUUAAAUCAUUGCGUAUAGGAAUAAUGUAUAGGCAGUCGGUUGUUAUCGGAGAAAUAAUCCCCGACAGCUGCAACGCUAUCUCGCGAGAAUUCAUAACGUACAUAUUUUACGAGGUGGCUAAUUCGUAUCAAUUCAUUCGACCACAUUCGUAAGUUUUGGUACGAUUUGCCUCUGUGACGUUGGUGUUAGGGGCGGGGUUAGGUUUCGUCGUUGUUUUUUCAUGAGAAUCGUACGAUUUUGCACAAUUAAAUUCGUAUGAAUUAGCCAACUCGUAAAAUAUGUUCGAUUUUAUCACACUGAAGGGGCUUAUUUCGUGAUAACAACCGGCUGCCUCUGCAUUAUCCGCUUACACGGCUAUUUACCUCAGAAGUAAGGUAAGGAAAAUUAAAUAUUGAUUUUAAAUAUUUUAUUAAUUUUUAAUGAAUGCAGACCUUCCGCGAGGAAAACCUGUUUACUUUCGUUUUAACAUAAGACAAGACGAUAAAAUGUCGUGAUGGUUUAAUCAUUUGUAAAUAUUAUUGUGUCAUAUGUGUUAUUAAAAUGCAUAUUUAAUUUACAUUUUUGUGUGAUAUUAAACUGUACCUGUUAAAAUGAUUUGCAGAAUUAACGUUACCGUGUGUUAUUAGUUUUGAGCGGUUGUUAGGAAU